Messenger RNA from Nerophis ophidion (straightnose pipefish), 3483 nucleotides. Its product is annotated as oocyte zinc finger protein XlCOF6.1-like. Gene Ontology annotation, molecular function: RNA polymerase II cis-regulatory region sequence-specific DNA binding; DNA-binding transcription factor activity. The transcript is spliced from 2 exons. Lineage: Eukaryota; Metazoa; Chordata; Actinopteri; Syngnathiformes; Syngnathidae. Gene Ontology annotation, biological process: regulation of transcription by RNA polymerase II. The coding region runs from base 92 to 1168 and encodes 358 amino acids. The record is from RefSeq and is a predicted model, not a curated record.
GGCGGACCGAAAACGUUUCAAAUGUACUAUUUUUCAUCUUUUUAAAACCCAUGAGUGUGACCUGAAGUGAAGAUUGAAGACGUGAUAGAAGAUGGACGACUACUGCUAUGCUAAAAUGGUGACGUCAUGUCAAAGAGAAAGUGAAAGAGAAUCCGCGCCACCAACUUCCAGCAAAUCACCGACGGGGAAAAUGACGGAAACAGAAAUCAAAGAUGUCCGGCGUCAUCUUGAAGGACUUCCGCUUCAACUGCAGGGGGGAAUCUGUAGUCUGAAGCCGGAAACUUCACAGUCACCCUUCUUUAAAGAGGAAGAGGAGGAACUCUGCAUCACUCAGGAGGGAGAGUGUCUUCUAUUGCAGGAGGAAGUUGAUCCCACCGAGUUGCCACUAACAAUUGUCUAUGUGAAGACUGAAGAUGAUAAAGAGAAAGUAGACAACAUGAUAGCUCCACUUUCAGAUAGCGAGGCUGAAGACAAGGAUGAAGGAAUUUUGUGCGAUACAGAUUGUGAAGAUGAUAUCAGGACUCACACUGACAACAAACACUCCAAACGCACUAAAAAGAAGACAUGUCAAAACACUUCAAGCUGCAUAGUUUGUGGUAUGAUAUGUACCACGAAAAGCCGUUUGACUGAGCACAUGAGAAAACACACAGGAGAAAAACCAUUCAAAUGUUCGGUUUGCUGCAAAAGCUUUUCUUAUAAUGGCAGUUUGGCUCACCACAUGAGAACACACGCGGAAGAAAAAUCAUUUAAUUGUUCAGUCUGUGGUACAAACUUUUCUCACAAGAUCAGUUUGACCCAACACAUGAGAACACACACUGGAGAAAGACCAUUUAAUUGCUCAAUUUGCUGUAAAAGCUUUUCUGUUAGGAGCAAUUUGACUCAACACAUGAGAACACACACUGGAGAAAAAUUAUUUCGCUGUGCAGUUUGUGGUAAAAGCUUUUCUCAAAAGAGCAGCGUGGCUGUACACAUGAAAAUGCACUCUGGAGAAAGACCAUUUAGUUGCUCAGCUUGCGGUAAACUCUUUUCUAAUCGACAGUGUUUAAGUAGACACGAAAUUAGACACACUGGAGAAAAACCAUUCAGCUGUUCAGUUUGCGGCAAAAGCUUUACUGAAAGGAGAAAUUUGUUAAGGCACCUGAGAACACACCGUAGGAAAAACAUCUAGUUGUUCCGUUUGUGGUAAACGGUAUACCCAAAGCAACAUGAUUUCCAAUCACAUGAGAACGCACGCAGAUGACAAAAAAACAUUUAGAUGCACAAUUUAUAGGGUAGGCUUUUUAUAUUGACAAACAUUUGGCUCAACACAAUUAAACACCAUGUUUUAAACCCUUUAAAGGUCUACUGAAAUGAGAUUUUCUUAUUUAAACGGGGAUAGCAGGUCCAUUCUAUGUGUCAUACUUGAUCAUUUUGCGAUAUUGCCAUAUUUUUGCCUGAAGGAUUUAGUAGAGAACAUCGACGAUAAAGUUCGCAACUUUUGGUCGCUAAUAAAAAGCCUUGCCUGUACCGGAAGUAGCAGACGAUGUGCGUGUGACGUCACUGGUUGUAGAGCUCCUCACAUCCGCACAUUGUUUACAAUCAUGCCCACCAGCAGCUACAGCGAUUCGGGUUGAGAAAGUGUCAAUUUCUCCAUUAAUUUGAGCGAGGAUGAAAGAUUCGUGGAUGAGGAUAGUGAGAGUGAAGGACUAGAAGAAGAAAAAAAAGACGAGGGCAAUGGGAGCGAUUCAGAUGUUAUUAAACACAUUUACCAGGAUAAUUCUGGAAAAUCCCUUAUCUGCUUAUUGUGUUACUAGUGUUUUAGUGAGAUUGUAUGGUCAUACCUGAAAGUCGGGAGGUUGUGGUGACUGCCAGUGUCUCUGAGGGAAGCCACGGAGGAGCCAAGAAAGUCGCAGCUGCCUCUUUGACAGCUGCAGGAGGAAUGACACAAGCUCCGCUCAUGUCUACAGUAAGAGCCGACUUACUACCACAAUUUUCUCACCGAAACCUGCCGGUUGACAUGUGGUAGAGAACCAUGUUCGCUUGACCGCUCUGUUCCAUAUUAAAGCUUCACCUUCGGGAAUGUAAACAAAGAAACACCGGCUGUGUUUGUGUUGCUAAAAGCGGCAGCAAUACACCGCUUCCCAACUACAUCUUUCUUCUUUGACUUCUCCAUUAUUAAUUGAACAAAUUGCAAAAAGAUUCAGCAACACAAAUUUCCAGAAUACUGUGUAAUAAUGCGAUGAAAAGAGACGACUUUUAGCCGUGAGCGGUUCUGGAAGAACAUGUCCGCUACAACCUGUGACGUCACGCGCACGUGUUAUCAUAAGUGUCAUCAUUCCGCGACGUUUUCAACAGGAUACUAUGUGGGAAAUUUAAAAUUGCAAUUUAGUAAACUAAACUGGCCGUAUUGGCAUGUGUUGCAAUGUUAAUAUUUCAUCAUCGAUAUAUAAACUAUCAGACUGUGUGUUCGCUAGUAGUGGCUUUCAGUAGGCCUUUAAGUAAUUAAGUUGGUAGGCUUCCUUUAGUAAGUGUCACAAGAACACAGACAGGAGACGAACCAUUGAGUUUGUUGGAAAAUAUAUACUCUUCAGACCGAUAAGUAAGACACAAAACAAGCACAAAGAAAAACUAUUCAUUUGCUCAGGUUGUGGAAAAACAUUUUAGCAGCGACCAGGUUCUGGAUCCUCAUUUUUUCAUUAUAAUCAUCAUUUAUUUUUAUUCCUUUCAUGAAAAUGCAUAUUUACAAGCCACGUACAAUUGACACUUUCAUUGUUUUUUUUGUUUUUUUUUUGGUUUCUUAUACAUUUCCAUGAUCAGAAAGGAAUCGUUCCAAAGUAGUCAUCAAGUCGGCCUUGAUUAGUGGCAGCAAACACAGAACCCUCUCUCGAUGCUAUUGUCGAAGUAGCAGGAAGUUGCUAUGAAAUCGCUGCUGACAGAAAAUACUAAAUAUUGUCAAAAGUCUGUAAUUAAAUGCCAUUAAUGUGUCUGCCACUAAUUGCAUAGAAAAUGUCAUUGGCAGUUUUAGACUACGUUUGAGGCUUUAUGGGUGGAAUAGACUGCAUUUUUAGCUGCCUCAUGCUAGUGAUUUUUUAUUAUUCAGAACAAAUAGGAAAUGGAAAGACGCGUGUGCUUCUCCUACAUAACAAUUGUGGAUGAUGUCAAAAUGACAAAAAAAACUUUAUCACUUGAAUAACCUCCAGCGUCGUCUCACAUCCCAGCGGUCAAGUUAGAGCUCAAACACAAAGACAAACAUCACACAUUCAGCCUUCACAAUAAGAGCAUUGCACUGAGAAGAUUGCAAAGUCAAAGUAUUUAGUAAGUUUAUAAUUGUAUUAUUUAGAAGAAAUAAUAUACGUAUGAUAAAACUGAUAGUGUUUAUUAUAAUACAGAUUGCUUUUGUUUUUUUGGGAAAAAUACACGUGAAGGCGACUUGAAAAAAAUUCACAAAAGUAAAGGGGAACAUGAUCACAAUUUCAAAAGGGUUAAAAACAAUAAAAAUCAGUU